Molecule: messenger RNA, 5067 nt
Organism: Periophthalmus magnuspinnatus
Lineage: Eukaryota; Metazoa; Chordata; Actinopteri; Gobiiformes; Gobiidae
Gene: thsd7ab
Product: thrombospondin type-1 domain-containing protein 7A
Exons: 32
Coding region: 1-5025 (1674 amino acids)
Biological process (GO): actin cytoskeleton organization
Cellular component (GO): plasma membrane
Source: RefSeq, a predicted model, not a curated record
AUGUUCGGAGAUGUAGCAGGUCCGUGGGGCAGGUGCAUGGGCAGUGAUUGCGGUCCCGGGGGCAGCCAGAGCAGAGCGGUGUGGUGCGCUCAUGUGGAUGGAUGGACCACCCUCCACACCAACUGUGAGCAGAGCUUCAGACCAUCCAACCAGCGCAACUGCUUCAGGGUGUGUGACUGGCACCGCGACCUGUACGGCUGGAGUCUGGGAGCGUGGAACUCCUGUGUCCCCGUCAUCUCCAGGAGCCCGGAUGCCCUCUCUGUGAUACCUUGCUCUGGAGGGGAGGAGGGGCUUCAAACUCGUGAGGUUCGCUGUGUCCUGAAGGCGGACGACUCCAGCGCGGAUGACUCCAUCUGUGAAUACUUUGAACCCAAGCCUCGACUGGAGCAGGCCUGCCUCAUCCCCUGCCCCCAGGACUGCGUGGUGUCCGACUACUCCCCCUGGACGUCCUGCUCUAAAACCUGCGGCAUGGGGCUCCGAAACCGGGUACGGAGCGUGCUAGUGCCCCCGGUGUUUGGAGGUGUACAGUGUCCCAACCUCACAGAAUUCCAGUCGUGUAAACCAGGAGCGUGUACGGGACAGGAGAACAUGUACAGUUUAAAAGUGGGACCUUGGACUUCCUGUGCCCUCCCCCCGACCAGGGAAAAACGGCAGGCCAAGAGGAGGCGGGGCAAAGGGGAGGGUCCACGAGACAGAGGGGGUGGGGUUAAAGAUCCAGAGACUAAAGAGCUGAUUCAGAAGAAGAGGACAAGGAACCGGCUGAACAGGCAGGAGAGCCCGUUCUGGGACAUCCAGGUGGGCUUCCAGAGGCGAGAGGUGGUCUGUGUGCACCGCAACGGAAGCACGGUCGCCAAGCACCUGUGCACCCCACGGGACCUGCCCCUCACCCUACAGUCCUGCGUCCUGCCCAGAGACUGCCAGCUGAGCCCUUGGAGCCCAUGGUCGACGUGCUCAAAGCCCUGCUCCGACCCAGGUUCUCCUCGUGGCACCCGGACACGCAGCAGGCAGGUGACCCAGCUGUCCACGGGUGAAGGGGCCCAGUGUGAGCCUCUGGAGGAGAGCGAGGAGUGUGACCCAACGGGUGACGCCGUGCCACCCUGCCCCAAGUACACAUGGAGGACGUCCGAGUGGAGCGAGUGCCGGGUGGACUUGUUGCUGAGCCAACAGGACCGUCGCCGCGGUAACCUGACAGGUCUAUGUGGGGGAGGGCUGCAGACUCGGGAGGUCUACUGUGUCCAGGCCAACGCUGAGGUGCUCACAUACAUCAGCCAACUACAGGAGAAGGACAAAGCUCAGAGCCAGACUCCACAGAAGCCUAGCGUGCCCCCCCUGCUCUCGGUCAGCUUCACCAUCACAGCCUCUCCACCGGUGGAAAACAGACUGUGCGAGGGUCCCAUGCCAAACCGGUCCCAGCUGUGCCAUCUCCCCUGCCCCAUCGAGUGCCAAGUGUCUCCCUGGGGUGCCUGGGGUCCCUGUACCUACGAGAACUGUGACGACCAGACCUCCAAGAAAGGUUUUAAGCUGAGGAGGCGAGAGAUUGUGAACGACCCCAGCGGAGGACCAGGCAGCUGCCCUCACCUGGUGGAGGCCGUCCCCUGUGAGGAGCCGUCCUGUUGGGGCUGGAGGGUCCUGGGUCUGGAGCAGUGUGUCCCAGAAGAAGAGCUGCUGUGUGGGCCGGGCACACAGGUCCCCCUAGUGCAGUGUGUCAACAGCACCGGUGAGGAGACGACUGUGGAUCGCGGGCUGUGCUCCUCGUCUCCUCCCCCUUCCCCGGAGCCCUGUGACGUACCCUGCUCCAGAGACUGUGUGCUCAGCGACUGGACACCCUGGUCCUCCUGCUCACAGACCUGCUCCAGCAAGACUAUCGAGGGCAAGCAGAUGAGAACACGCUCCAUCCUGGCCUACAACGCCGGGGAAGUCGCAGCCAUGGUGGUGGCCUGGAUCACCGUGAUGGAGGGACUUUCACAAGUGCCAAAGUUUCCUGAGCUUUUUGGUGGAGCUCUGUGCCCUAACAGCAGCGCCCUACAGGAGGUGAGGAACUGUAACGAACACGCCUGCACCGUGUACCACUGGCAGACCGGAGCGUGGGGGGCCUGCACCGAAGACCCCACAGCCUCUUCCUCCUCCUCCUCCUCCUCAGCCAACACCAGCAGCACCCAAGGGCCCGGCAUCAGCACCCAAGGGCCCUGCGCCAUGGGAGUCCAGACGAGAAAGGUCAUCUGCGUCCGGGUCAACGUGGGACAGGUGCCACCCAAAAAGUGCCCGGACGCCCCCCGCCCGAGCACCAUGCGCACCUGUCAGCUGUCCUGUAAGAGGGACUGUAUUGUGACGCCCUUCAGCGACUGGACGGCCUGCUCUGACUCCUGUGACCCAGCUGGCGGUGUGGUGAGCAGUACGCAGAGUCGCAGGAGACUGGUACUCCAGCAGCCCUCAAACGGAGGUCUGGAGUGUCCCGAGGUCCUAGAGGAGCAGAGGGAGUGUGAGCCGCCCAAAACAUGCCCCGGGUACAGGUGGAAGACUCACAAAUGGAGGAAGUGCCAGCUGGUGCCAUGGCACCUCCGUCAGGACGUCCCAAACGCACAGGAGGGCUGUGGACCAGGCCUGCAGACCAGAGCGGUGUCGUGCCGGCAGCUGGACGGUGCCCAGGCGGACGUGGGCCAGUGCCUGAGGUGGGCGCGCUCCAUGCCCCCCUCCACCCAGCGCUGCCUGCUGCCCUGCCAGGACGACUGCCAGCUCGGCCCCUGGUCCAAGUUCUCCCCCUGCACGGCCGACUGCGUGGGGGUGCGCUCCCGGAAGAGGGCCCUGAUAGGUCGCAGUAAGAAGAAGGACAAAUGUAAGAACACCCAGAUGUACCCCCUGAGUGAGACGCAGUACUGCCCCUGCGACAAGUACAACGCCCAGCCCGUGGGCAACUGGUCCGACUGCAUCCUGCCAGAGGGCUCACCGGCGUCAGGGGGCAGAGGUCAGCUGGAAGUCACCACGGGGUCAGGGGUGAAGGGUCAGCCGGAGGUCAAGGAGUGCGGGCAGGGCUACCGCUACCAGGCCAUGGUGUGCUACGACCAGGACAACAGACUGGUGGAGACGGCACGCUGCAACAGUCAUGGCUACAUCGAGGAGGCGUGCAUCAUCCCGUGCCCGUCUGACUGUAAGCUGAGCGAGUGGUCCAACUGGUCGCGCUGCAGUAAGUCUUGUGGCAGCGGGGUCAAAGUGCGCUCCAAGUGGCUCAGAGAGAAGCCCUACAACGGGGGAAGACCCUGCCCCAAGCUGGACCACAUCAACCAGGCUCAGGUGUAUGAGAUGGUGCCGUGUCAGAGCGACUGUGGUCAGUAUGUGUGGGUGGCUGAGCCCUGGAGCGUCUGGAAGGUCAGCAACGUGGAUCUAAAGGAGAACUGUGGAGAGGGGGUCCAGACCAGGAAGGUCCGCUGCAUGCUGAACACCAUCGACGGCCCUUCGGAGGCAGUGGACGACUACCUGUGUGACCCCGAGGAGAUGCCGCUGGGGGCCCGAGAGAGCCGGCUGCCUUGUCCCGAAGACUGUGUGCUCAACGACUGGGGCCCCUGGAGCCAGUGCAGCCUGCCGUGCACCCGGACGCGGUUUCGAGAGCGGACGGCGUAUGUUCUCCGUUCACCCAGCGUGGGGCGCCAGUGUCCCAACACCACAGACAGAGAGCCCUGCAGCCUCAACCUCAACUGCUUCAACUACUUCUACAACAUCACAGAGUGGAGCACGUGUCAGCUCAGCCCCAACGCAGUCUGCGGGCCGGGACUAAAGACCAGGAUGUUGGACUGUGUGCGCAGCGACGGGAAGUCUGUGGACAUGCGCUUCUGCGAGGAGUUGAAUCUGGAGAAGCGUUGGCAGAUGAACAUGUCCUGCACGGUGGAGUGUCCUGUCAACUGUCAGCUGUCUGAGUGGUCCUCCUGGUCCCAGUGCUCCCACACCUGCGGACUGGAAGGCAGGAUGUGGCGCAGUCGCUGGGUGCUCCAGGCCUCUCAGGGGGACGGUCGGCCUUGUCCUUCCCACAUGCAACAGUGGAAGCCCUGCCCCGUCAGACCCUGUUACUCCUGGAGGUACAGCCAGUGGUCCGAGUGCAGGGUGGAGAACGUGGUAUGUGGUGACGGGCUGCGCUUCCGCAACCUCACCUGUUGGGUGUCGGACGGCUCUGUGGAGGACCCUGGGGCGCAGGUGGAGGAGGAGCUUUGCAGUGGGCUCGACCUGGAGGUGGACGGGGACAAGAAGAUCAGCCUGAAGGAGUCCUGUACACUGCCCUGCCCAGGGGAGUGUUACCUGAUGGAGUGGUCUGACUGGAGUCCAUGUAUCAGUAUCUGUGUGAAGGAGGCGUCGGUGGAGUUUGGCUCGGUCCAGGUUCGGUCCAGAGCGGUCCUGGCCCAAGAACCAGAGAACCUGCAGCAGUGUCCCGACCAGGCCUGGGAGUCGCAGAGCUGCACUGGAGGAGACUGUUACGAGUACAAGUGGAGGAGCAGUGUUCUACCAGACUCCACCAGGCCGCUCAUCUGGUGCCAGCGCUCGGACGGAGUCAACGUCACAGGAGGCUGCCCCCCUCAGAGCCCCGGAGCAGACAGCAGCUCCUGUGACCCCCCCUGCCUCAUGCCCCGCUCCUUCUGCUCACAGAGCGGUCUGUGCAUGUGCGAGGAGGGCUUCACAGAGCUGCUCUCCCCUGUGGGACAGCUCCUGCGCUGUACUCCUAUCCCGGUGCUGGAGGUCCCCACAGCGCAGGACACCGGGGCUGAGGUGGACACCAGCCAAGCAGCCAACCCCACCCAGAGCUCAACCGCCCAGCCGGGGAAAGGGGGGAGGGCCUGGUACCUCCAGCCCUACGGAGCAGAUGGGAAGCUGAAGAUGUGGGUGUACGGGGUAGCAGCGGGGGGCCUGGUGCUACUCAUAUUCAUAGUGUCUAUGAUUUACUUAGCCUGCAAAAAGCCAAAGAGACCUCCGAGACAGAGGCAGCAGAACAACAACCGCCUAAAACCUCUGACGCUAGCCUACGACGGGGACACAGACAUGUAGGACACCACGGGACUUUUGGACACUGGGAGACGAGUGGACACU